AGGGGUGGAGGGAAGGGGGGAGGGGCUCGUCACUGAACAAAAUUAGCAUAUACUACGUCAUCCUUGGUCCCUUCGAUUGCAACCAGUCUGGAUUGCAACCUUGACUCCAGCUCUUCUCAUAUCGGCCCCUUGCACUCUCGUCUCCGAGCCCAAAUAGCCGUUCACAAUGCCUAACUACAAACUGAUCUACUUCAAUACCCGAGGUCGUGCCGAACCAACAAGACUGUGCUUUGCUGCCGGCGGGAUACCGUACGAAGACGUUCGUUUGACGGGAGAAGAAUGGACGAAGAUGAAAGCAGAGAAUAAGACCAUCAUGGGAUACCUACCUGUUCUGGAGGUUGAUGGGAUCCAGUAUUGUGAGUCUAUGGCAAUCUUCAGACUUGCAGCAAAGCUUGCAGGCCUUUGCCCAACGUGCCCUUAUGAACAGGCCCGAUGUGACAUGGUAGUAGAUUGUUCAAGUGACCUGUUUGCAAAAGCCAUGAAGUUUUUCUUUGAGAAAGACCAAGAACAGAAGAAAAAGUUGCAGGAAGAAUUCAAGGAACAACACCUUAACAAGUUCUGGGAUAUCAUGGAGAGACUUCUAACUGCAAAAUGCAACCUUGAUGGCUCGGCCCAGUACUUUGUGGGCAAUAAGUUGACAUAUGCAGAUAUCAUUCUUUUCUCUACCAGUGAUACAUUUGAGUCAAUGUUCCCUGGUAUGUUGGAAAACUUUCCCGGAUUAAGGGAUCUGUUCAAGCGUGUUGGCGAAAACCCUGGAAUCAAAGCAUGGAUUGAGAAGCGGCCUAACAUGUAGACAUCACUGCUGAUUCGUACCCAGUCUACAUCUCUGAUUCGUACCCAGUCUACAUCUCUGAAGUACUAUGGGGUAGUGUAAAAUGUUAAAGAAAUGGAUGAAAAUUUCAUACAUCCGCCCCACAAUUCUAUCUCGGGUUAUGUGCUGGGUACAAAUCCGUGUUGAUAAGUAAUAUUGUAUCAUGAUUUUUUAACAGCAGGUAUCUUAAUAAAACCUUGAACACAGCUAA
This is a messenger RNA of Nematostella vectensis (starlet sea anemone), 1022 nucleotides long. RefSeq names its product hematopoietic prostaglandin D synthase. Bases 167 to 793 code for a protein of 208 amino acids. Gene Ontology annotation, biological process: glutathione metabolic process. The record is from RefSeq and is a predicted model, not a curated record. Gene Ontology annotation, molecular function: glutathione transferase activity. NCBI's taxonomy places the organism in Eukaryota, Metazoa, Cnidaria, Anthozoa, Actiniaria, Edwardsiidae. The transcript is spliced from 5 exons.